This is a messenger RNA of Ciona intestinalis (vase tunicate), 3927 nucleotides long. Lineage: Eukaryota; Metazoa; Chordata; Ascidiacea; Phlebobranchia; Cionidae. The record is from RefSeq and is a predicted model, not a curated record.
AAGAAAGUGCAUAGUGGUGCCAGAACUACAAUACGAAAAAAUCGGGUUGUUUAAUCCCAUAUUGCGAAGUGGUUGUCAGUGGAUGUUCGUUUUCAGUUACAAGAAGAAAUUGCGAAUCUUUCUUCAUUAGAACAACGAAAAAUACGCCUCAGGUUCUGGAAUUGGAGAUGGAAAUCAUUUGCUUUCUGCAAAUGUCGGGGCAAAAACGAACAGUUCACUUUACCAAUUCAAAUUAAAUGCCACUCUUGAUAUAAUAUGCUAAUUUUUACAUCUCUAUGUUGUUAAUUGGAAUUGGUUAGGUUUAUGGUUCGUUUUUGCCUCAAGUGACUCUUGUAUUCUGCUAAUGGAGUCACUAAACCAAAUUGUUACUGUUUCUGAAAUCAAAGUUUUCUCAUUUACCUGCUUAAUGUAGCUGUUAGGCAGUGUAAAAGUGCAGAUAAUAAGGGUAAAAGUUGCUAGUCUUAACCUAGAAACAGAUAUUUAAGUUAGACUGACUGUUGGUUCAUUUGUUACUGCCGAACCAUUAAAAAACAAGCUUAAGUCUCAUCAUACCAUUACAACCACUGUACAACAAAUGAAAUAUCAGUUUGCAGUGCUGUACUGGUCUGAUGAGACCAAAGCAAAAGUAAAUUCUAGCAUUGCAGUCAAAAAUGCCCCUUCUGUUUAACAACAGAUUGGCAUUCAAGCAAAUCCUGGGAUCUUCAUGGUAUUGGAUAUAAUUUUAUCGGUGACAACUUGUACACCAUGGACUCACCCAUAAAAAAGGAAAAUGAGAAAAUCGAUGAAACCAUCUCUGAGGUUCCAGUUUUAUCUGAUGCUCCAACUAUUGAUGAAAAGCAAGCCCUACUGGAAGAAGAUAAAUCGGAUCCUUUGAUAGAAGAUGCAGAAAGUCCUGCUGAGAAGAUGCAGGAAGAGCAAACUUUAGAGGAACAGAAUAAAGAGGAUGAAGAUCGUGCACUGGAUUCAGCAGAGGAUGAUGUUGCUCCUUUGGAUCAAAAUGAUGCAAUAGAUAAAUCUCCAGAUCAAGAAAAAGAAAUAGAUGCCACUUCAGUUGAAGACGGAAAACCAGAUACAUCCCCGGAUCAAAAAGAUGAAGGAGUAGUAGGAUCAGAUCAAGAGAAUUCAGGGAUUCCUUCUCCUGAUCCUGUGGAUGCUGCAGAUUCAGAUAAAGAGGAUGGAAUGAUUGUGUCUACAAAAGAACAACUUUCAGAUGACCAUCAAGAGGAACAAUUGGAAGCAAGUGACCAUGAGAAUGUUGUGGAUAGAUCAACUGAACAAACAGUAGACCAAGAAGAUAGUCCUAGUAAAAGCGAUGAAGUUACAGUUAAAGAAGAAUAUGUUUUUGAUAGAAAAAGUGACGAUAACAAUGAGAAUAAAUCUGAUGAGGAUGGUCCAUGUAAUGCAAAGUCUAACCUUGAACAAGAGAAAGACGCUGAAAAUGAUGCUGGUAUUAUAAAUGUUAAAAAAGAGGCUGAGAAAGUUUUGGCUGAUGGGAAAAUUGAGGAUGAUGAAUCAGAUGGUGAAAUAGUCGAUUCUGAUAAAGAGGAAGAUGUUAAAGAAGAAGUGAGGAGCAACUCCCAGGUUGAUUAUGGACUCGAUGAUGUGAGGCCAGAGAUGGAGCAGCUCGACUAUGAUGAAGAUGUUGAUGAAUUGGGGGAGUUGGGAGAUGCCCCUAUACCACAAUCUGCUGAAAUUGAGAAGAAAAAAGUGAAGCAAGAAAUGUCAGAUGGAGAGAUUGAGUCAAGUGAUGGUGAAAUUAAAAGUGACAAUGAAGAGAAACCAAAGAAACUACCAGGGUUUUGUCCGGAUGAUUAUGAAGAUGGGGAGAUGAUUGACCCCAUGGAGGGUCCUGCGGUUCCAAGAGAGAUUUGCAGGUUCUUUGAAAAAGGAAACUGUACAUGGGCAGAUAGGUGUCGAUUCAUACAUCCUGGUAUUAAUGAUAAAGGCGGUUAUAACUUGUUUUCCGAUGAACCAAAACCGGGACCUCUCAUGCACCGACAUGAACCUCCACCAUUUGACCCAAGGGCACCUGGACCAAUGCAUCCACCUGAUAUGAUGCACCACCCAAAGAUGGAAACAGCUUGGGAACGAGGUCUUAGACAUGCUAAAGAAAUGAGAAGGCGUGCCAUGCAACGCAAAGUCCAGGAGCCUGACUUUAUGAGAAAACGUGAAAUUAUUUCACUGAACGCGGAACUUAAUGUGGAUCGAGAUUUAGAUUUCAUCGCUCAGAAGCCACUUGUGGAAGACUCAAGAGGAUUUAAUCCGUUCGAUGCUUUCGAUGAUGAUGAUCUCUAUGCUGUUCCACCACCGGAGGAGCUGAAGAGACUGAAAAGAUUUGAAAAGUCGCAUACGAGGGACACUGAUGCAAGGUCUCCACCAAGAAGACCAGUGGAAGGACACAGGCGUCCUGAAUCUCCAUCACGAAGAGGAAGAGAGAUGUUUCCUCCAGGUCAUCCAAUGCACCGAGAGAUGCACGAUCAUAGAGGGAUGGAACGAAGAAGCCCACCCCGACACAUGGGUAUGCACCCCCAUGAUCGACCCCCUAUGUUCCCUCGGGACCGCCCCCCACCCCAUGAACUUCCCCCACACAUGAGGGGUGAUCCUGGCUUCCGACCGGAUCGAGGUCCAAGGAUGGAUCGCGACUUCAGGGAUCGCAGGAUGGAGGACAUGAUGAGAGAAAGAGAGCGAAUAGACCAAAGAAGGCCAAUGGAUGAAAAUAGACUUUCACCAAGCCAGCAAAGACGAGAGGUUGAGAGUCGUAUUGUACCAGUUGGUCAACCAGGAAUACCCGGCAGUCAGUUUCGUAAACAACAACCAGAUGCUUCUUCUGCUGCACCCCCGCGAGGUGAUAACUGGAGUGACCCCUGGGCAAGAGGUCGUCAGAAAAAGGUCAAGGAGGGUCGGGGUCGAAGUUCAUCAGGCUCGUCUUCCUCCAGCUCAGGAUCCUCCAGAUCUUCAUCAUUUUCAUCUUUUUCAAGUCGGUCAUCCUCCAGAUCUUCGUUAUCAAGUUCCUUCAGUAGUUCUGGUUCAAGUAGAUCUCCAUCUCCAACCAAAUCAACUAAGAAAGUUUUAAAGAAGAAAAAGGCAAACCCAGCAAAAGAAGCAUCCAAUGGAAAAUCUGCCAAAGUUCCUAAAGCAGUUGUGAAGGCAGCACCUAAGAAAGUAGUUGCAACUCAAGCAGCAACUAAAGCUAAAGUUGCCAAACCUUCGAAACCUGCAAAACCUCCAGCUGCUGUACCUUCAAAAGCAAAGGCUGUACCUGUUGCACCAGUUGUACCUCCUGCACCAGCAGACCGUGGUAGACCUGCUAAGAAACAAGUUGCAAAGAAAGUAAAACCAAAGAAAAAAAAAACUGACAGUUCAAGCAGUAGUGAGUUUUCCCACUCUGAUAGUUCUGCAUCUCGUUCAAGGUCAAGAUCUAAAAGCAAAAACUCUUCCGGAAGUGAAUCUGGAAGCAGCUCUUCAGACUCAGGAAGUUCAUCAUCUGGUUCUUCUUCCUCAUCUGACGAGGAUAAACCAAAGAAGAAAGUUUCAAAGACAGUGAAGGGAAAAGCAGCAACUAAAGGCCCUCCCAAGAAUGCAGCACCAGCUAAAGUAGCCGUUCCAUCAAAGGGGAAGAAAGAUGUAAAGAUGACAAUUAUAAACAAGCCACAGCAAUCCGCAACAAAAAGUGGAGAGAGCAGAAAACGCCCUGCAGCUGCCAUUUCGGGAGCAAAACCUGCUGCUAAGAAAGGUUCUGCUAUUGCUAAUAGAAGAGUUGAGUUGCUGGAACAACUGAAGGUUGUUGAGAAUGCUAUCUUAAAGAAGAGAGCGAAGCUAACUUGAAACUUCGUUGCGAGGCUCACCGUGACUGUUGAAUAUUAAAAUGCUGCCGGUUGUAUGUAAUGUGUACUGUGUAGGAAAAUAAAUAGAAAUGGUCAUCUGCGA